AUGCGGACCCCACAGGCUCCCUGGCCUGUCGUGUGGGCCGUGCUACAGCUGGGCUGGCGACCAGGAUGGCUCCUAGACGCACCCGACAGGCCCCUCAGCUUCUCCCCCGCCCGGCUCACAGUGCCCGAGGGGGCCAACGCCACCUUCACCUGCAGCUUCGCCAGCACGUCGGAAAGCUUCGUGCUGAACUGGUACCGCAUGAGCCCCAGCAACCAGACCGACAAGCUGGCCGCCUUCCCCAAGGACCGUAGUCAGCCCGGCCAGGACCCCCGCUUCCACGUCACACAGCUGCCCAACGGGCGCGACUUCCAGAUGAGCGUUGUGGCCGCCCGGCGCAAUGACAGUGGCAUCUACCUCUGUGGCGCCAUCUUCCUGACCCCCAAGACACAGAUCAAAGAGAGCCCCCGCGCAGAGCUCACGGUGACAGAGAGAGUUGUGGAAUCUCCCACACCACACCCCAGCCCCCCGCCCAAGCCAGGGGGCCAGUUGCAAAGCCUAGUGGUCAGUGUCACUAGCGUCCUGGUGGGUGUCCUGGUGCUGCUGCUACUGGCCUGGGUCCUGACUGCCAUCUGCCCCAGGGCCACUCAAGGUAAUGUCUGAGCCCGACGUGCCGACCGACCCCCGGAGGACCCCUCAGCCGUGCCGGCGUUCACUGUGGACUAUGGGGAGCUAGACUUCCAGUGUCGAGAGAAGACCCCAGAGCCCCCUGCCCCCUGCGUUCCUGAGCAGACGGAAUAUGCCACCAUCGUCUUCUCCAAUGGGCUGGGUGUCUCGUCCCCAGGCCGCAGGGUCUCUGCCGACAGCCCUCGGGGUCCCCGGCCUCUGAGGCCUGAGGACGGACACUGCUCUUGGCCCCUCUGA
This is a messenger RNA of Propithecus coquereli (Coquerel's sifaka), 861 nucleotides long. RefSeq names its product programmed cell death 1 (gene PDCD1). Gene Ontology annotation, biological process: positive regulation of T cell apoptotic process; negative regulation of immune response. NCBI's taxonomy places the organism in Eukaryota, Metazoa, Chordata, Mammalia, Primates, Indriidae. The record is from RefSeq and is a predicted model, not a curated record. Gene Ontology annotation, cellular component: external side of plasma membrane; membrane. The transcript has 5 exons.